Purpureocillium takamizusanense is the source of this 2730-nucleotide messenger RNA. RefSeq lists its product as uncharacterized. NCBI's taxonomy places the organism in Eukaryota, Fungi, Ascomycota, Sordariomycetes, Hypocreales, Ophiocordycipitaceae. The record is from RefSeq and is a predicted model, not a curated record. Gene Ontology annotation, molecular function: DNA-binding transcription factor activity, RNA polymerase II-specific; zinc ion binding. Gene Ontology annotation, biological process: regulation of DNA-templated transcription. The transcript is spliced from 2 exons. The coding region runs from base 153 to 2327 and encodes 724 amino acids.
AGCUAUCCCCGUCCGUCGCCCACGGCAGCAACAACUCUCGUCGACUCGCGUCUCGCACCCUCCGACGGGCCAUUGUCCCGUGCAGUCACUUGGCCGUUGCCAUUCCCGAGCCUGCCGGUUGAUUGCCCGGCCCCUUGCUGCUGCGCCGCGCGAUGGGCCGCAAACCAAACCCGCUCAUCCUCGAGUACUUCGAGCGCGGGCCGAAGCUCAACGACAAUAGCAACCGGUACCCGCAUACCUGCAAGCAAUGCGGCGAAAACUUCCCCAAGGGACGCAUCGACAGCCUUACCGCACACAUCACCAAGAAAUGCCCUGCCAUUUCUGACUCGGAGCGCAUGCGCGCCUGCCUCGAGCUGCACGGCAUCGCCCAUGCUCGAUCGGCCGCCGAGCGCCACCAGCAGGCCCUUGCGCGCGAGAAUGGCCAGGCCGUGUCUCCGGCAUCUCUACCCCAAGGAUGGAGUGCUCUCGAGACGCUCGCUGAGGCGUCGCGGCAAGUAGACCUCAACGAGAAUAGCCGUGCAGGCAGCCAAAAGGCGUCCCAGACCGCGGUUGCCCAAGCCGCCACAGCCAACGGCACACACAACGCCGACCGCUUCGAGCUCCAGGAGCAGUACACUCUAGAUAACCCCCCAGUCAGCUAUGAGAAUCGUCCACAGGGCGGUGCGCGGAGAGACGAAAGCCCCGCUCAAGGCGACCGCGCCGUCUCCGCCCUCGCCCACACGCCGCCACCGACCACCGAGCUCUCACCCGAAGAGAGGUUGCAGGCCCUUCUCCCCGUGAGCGGCUCAUCCCCCGAUCCUUCCAACAUCUCCGUCGCCGUUGCGGCUGCAGCUCGCCUCAAUCCCUCUUUUCUCGAUCCACAGCUUGUACAGCACGAUCAGCCCGCUCUGUCGCCCUCCCUGCCCGAUGCCCAGGCGUCGCCGACACCAGAGGCAGCGCAGCCCUCAUCUCAGCCUGUGGCUAGCGACGCGAGCGCCUCUCAGCCCUGGGGCGAAAUGACUUACAUGACCACCGCAUCUGCUGGUCCCGUUGCCACCGACAGCCCCCCCAUGCCAGCACCGCUCAACCGUGGGGGCGUCCGCAUGGACACCAGCGGGCCACUUUUCAACGGGCGGUCGCGUCACUACCGUUCCAAGUUCACCCCUGCGAGGCGCCAAGAGGUCAAGGAGGUCCGCAAGUUGGGCGCCUGCAUUCGAUGCCGGAUUUUGCGAAAGAUUUGCAGCAAAGGCACGCCGUGCGACACCUGUCGCAAGGUGCUGGCGCCCAGGGUCUGGAUGACAGGCUGCGUCCGUUCACGGUUACACGAGCAGCUGGACCUUUACUCGGCUGGUGUUCAGGUUGUCCUGUCACAGAAUCGCAUCAACCUCCACAAGGAUCAGCUACAGCUAACAGACGUCGGUUCCGUGGUCGAGGUCUCGCACUUUCCAGACGCCGGGAAGAGCAUCAGCCUAGCGACACUAGCGGUAAUCCUCGAGUCGGGGGAAGAUCAAGAUGAGGGCCAACAGACAAGAGAUCAUCAGGUCAUCAUGGUCAACCAGGACAAGGAAGAGGUCCCACAAAAGGUCGAGGCAUACAUGCGUGAUGUCCUUCACCUCUUCAUCGAGCGCGAGCCCUCAAAGUUCAUGCGUGUGACACUCGAGACUGCCGUGCAGCAGCUUGCCGAGAAUGAAGACGAGUUGUUGAGCAAAGCUUUGGAGCUCUGGGGCCUCGUUGAAAGCAUCGAUCGCGAAAGGCAGUGGACCAUUGUCGAGAAGCUGGCCGGCGACGAAGAGCGCUCUCGGCCCAUCAAGGAAGCGCAGACGGAAAACGGCGUCGACAUCUACACCAUGAUCUGCAUGCAGCUCAACGCCGCAGCCGAGCGCAAGGCCAACGCAACCUCGCGCGGCCUCCUCAACCUCAUGGACCGGCUCCUCGCCGACAGCAAGACCAAGGCGGGCUUCAAGACGUACCUCACGGCCAUCAUCUUCCUCAACUGCAUCGAAAAGUCGACCUGGGCCUUCAAGGCUUGGGAGCAGGACCACCUGCGGCCCGGUUGGCCUCUUGAGCGGGACCCCAGCGUCUUCACGGAACAAGGCGGCAACCUGGCUGCCCUGCUCAAGAUGCUGCUCGGCAUUCGCAAGGCACUCCCGCAGACAACACGAGGCGAGGACGGCAAGCUGGCCACAACGGAUCUCGACCCCGCCGUGUCGGCCUACUUUCAGAACCUCGACCUGGAAUAUGAUACGAUACAAGCCCGCCAAAAGGGCUCACAAUUCUCCCCAGCGGACUCGCGCUCCUUGGAGCUCAUGUUCUGCUCUCACCUCCUGCUGCCCAACCCGUCACCCUAACACUUAUACCUUUUUUUCCAACUAUUUUGCCCAUGGAUUGGGACAGCGUGCCCUCCUUGAUUUUGGCACCGAACCCCUUUCUCAUGGCUUACGACUCAACGCGCUCACGAACAUGAUACCUCCCCCGACUACCGUUGCCCAACAACUUGAUACCGUUGCCUCUCUGUUUGCUGUUGUUGCUGUUAUUCUGAUUGGUCGUGCAAGGCGUUUGGGCAAAAAGAAGAGUGUGGGGGCGAAAUAAAGACGGGUGCGCUCGCGGCAUAGAAUGAAUGAAUCCAUGUAUACGACGUGACCUACCCACUAGCCAGGCCAGACCAACUGGCGCGGGGCGAUGCAUCAAGGUAGAUCAAUAGCUUUUGUCGAGACACCUCCGCAGGUGACAAGACUCUUAAACCUACUCGAG